Molecule: messenger RNA, 2731 nt
Organism: Notodromas monacha
Lineage: Eukaryota; Metazoa; Arthropoda; Ostracoda; Podocopida; Cyprididae
Source: the annotation of a GenBank genome assembly
AUAACUUGGAGAUUUUCUUUUUUAAUCAUUACAGAUUAUGCUGUUGUCUUCUUACCAUGCCCUGAAGCCCAAGGACUGAUCACUCAAACCCCAUCAGUCAAGUCAAACAAUGAUCAGAGGGUGUCAACCCGAAUCAAAACUCGUCCUACAAAGUGUAACAGUUGUUUUUAUUUGUUAAGACGGAUUGAUUAUUGUGCAACUCCGAAUGGAAUAAAGUGUUUUUGGAACGAAUUUUACGUUAAUCCCUUUUAAAGAAUACUCACACGUUAAGCCUUAUGAAAGUACUGCAGGUUCAGAAGAGAAACUCAUUUCGGAACGAAAAUGUCUGAUAAUGGGAGGAUCUGUUCUAUGGAGAUCAGCUUUGCUGUUGUCCAAAAGACCCCAGAAAUCCAGCAGGUGCUCAACUUCAUUGCUGAUCCCGAGACGAUGGAAAUUGCGACCUAUGAGACGACCCGACCUGGUGGUAGAAAAUGAAUGGGUCACAGGAUCUCCGGGGGUUUUCCGGAUCCAAGAUAAAUCCUUGGGUCCGACACGUCGUUACUUGGUCAACAGACGUCCAAUCACGAAUUUCAUCCUUCGACUGCUGGAAAACGUUCCAAUUGUUGGUCGAGUCGCUCGCGCUGCUCUACAAGUCGACUCUUUGAGAAAACUCAAGCCCGGUGAUCUGUAUGAAGUCAUGAUUGAUAUGAACGGGUUCAAAAGCAAAGACAUUCGAAUCGCAGUGAAGGGACACGUGGUCAGUGUUCAGGGCAAAUACGACCACAAAUCCAGCAGGUGCUCAACUUCAUUGCUGAUCCCGAGACGAUGGAAAUUGCGACCUAUGAGACGACCCGACCUGGUGGUAGAAAAUGAAUGGGUCACAGGAUCUCCGGGGGUUUUCCGGAUCCAAGAUAAAUCCUUGGGUCCGACACGUCGUUACUUGGUCAACAGACGUCCAAUCACAAAUUUCAUCCUUCGGCUGCUGGAAAACGUUCCAAUUGUUGGUCGAGUCGCUCGCGCUGCUCUACAAGUCGACUCUUUGAGAAAACUCAAGCCCGGUGAUCUGUAUGAAGUCAUGAUUGAUAUGAACGGGUUCAAAAGCAAAGACAUUCGAAUCGCAGUGAAGGGACACGUGGUCAGUGUUCAGGGCAAAUACGACCACGUGAGCCAAGAUGACAAAAUGGCGCAUGCAAUCGACAGAGAAUUCACUUUUCCAGAAAUGGCUGACACUGCGUUCCUUCAAGCUAUUCUUCAAUCCGAUGGAACAAUGAGGCUUUCAGCUCCAGUCGUUGCUCUUGCUGAAGAAGUCGAGAAACUGAUCCCAGUUCAACAAUUGCCUCCACCUGCUCCACCACCAGAAAACGUGCCACCGAACAGAAACCUGUAUUCUAUGGAGUGCGAAGCGGAUCCCGGGGAAAUUCACCUAGACCCUGAUUGCCAAAACAAAAGUGCCAGACGUCUUGGGCUUCGCGGGUCCUUGACAAAACUGUUCGAAAAGUUAUCUCCCCGGAAACGACCGCAACCGAUCAGCACAUCAGCAGAGGAAAUUACGCCAAUUUCGACCACGAAGAAAACCCAAGCCAAUAUCCCAAAACCAGCCUUAGACGACCCAAGGUUGGCAACCCUGAAGGAACCCGGAGCGUCAGCAAGGUCUGUACCUGUGCAAGAAGAAUCAAGUUCCGCGUUUUCGCUUCCCGAAGGUCGUUCCGGAGAUGAAACCUCGAGAAUGUUCGGAAAACCUUUGAAUUUCCGCGAAACUUUCCAAAAGGCCGAAAACUCGCCGAGACGCCAAAAAGAUAAAAUUCUGGAAAAAGCGGGCAGGGACGCCGAUGAUAUUUUCGACCGAAAAACUGAAAAUCUCAGGUUGUCUUCAAAAUCCAGCUCAUCACAACAAAUGGAAGAAACUGCCGCCGAUCGUCGAAACCGGCAGGACAUGAAACGUCAAAAGCAAAAUGCCGUGGACGAGGCCGACAAUGCGUUUACCACCCCGGCAAUGACGUCCAUUCGCGACAAUGAAGUGUGGGAAGGGGAAAAAGAACAAUUCAACCUCGACUCUUUCCUUGAUAAUCAAAUGUACAUUGACCCAAACAAACCUAAAGCCACAGCUACGACGAACAAAGAGCGCCGAGAAGACGGUGCAACCCGGCGAAUGGGUCGCACUAUAGCCAAGCAAAAGGACUGGAUGCCCAGAACCAGUUCGUCUCGGGACAAAAACUAAUGGAUCCUCCUUUCUUGCAUGUAACAAGUGUUUUGUUAGUGUCACUUUUUUGUCGUUCAAGGGAAAUACUAUUUGGAAAAUUAUGGUUUGAGUAAGUGUCUGAAUGACUGAGACAUCGAUGGUCUUUGCUGAAGGCGAGCCCUGAUGGGAAUUUUCUUUCAAGAAAUGUGUGAUGGAAGGCAUGAGAAAAAUCUUAAUUUUACACACAUUUUCUUGAGAGAUUGCCGUAUUGCAGCAAAGUUUCCUUCUUCUUCUGAUUUUCUUUGAGAAUACAAUUUGUUGACUCAUCAAAAUUCCGUAAAUCCAUCCUACUUAUAGUUGAUUCCAUCAACAAAAGCCACGAAAGAUUAAGUAAUUUCAUUAAGAGUAUUUUCUGUAUUCCGAGAUUCCUUUUUGAAUUGCAGAUGCGGUGUAUAUGAUGAUGAAUCCCGAAUUAUUUACGCCAGAAAAUCCCGUACAUACCGUUUGAAUACUUCAGGGCUUAGAUAUUUCAUUUUGAAAUUCAAACCACACACGCGAAAGCUUCAUUUCCCG